This is a messenger RNA of Hevea brasiliensis (rubber tree), 1568 nucleotides long. Its product is annotated as aluminum-activated malate transporter 8-like. The record is from RefSeq and is a predicted model, not a curated record. NCBI's taxonomy places the organism in Eukaryota, Viridiplantae, Streptophyta, Magnoliopsida, Malpighiales, Euphorbiaceae. The transcript has 5 exons. Gene Ontology annotation, biological process: malate transport. Gene Ontology annotation, cellular component: plant-type vacuole membrane. Bases 44 to 1309 code for a protein of 421 amino acids.
UAAGGGAAAUUAGAGAAGGGAGAAAGUGGCAAGGCAAGGCAAUAUGGGCUCAACUGUGAUACCUAUUCCUGAUGAAGAAGGGAUUUCUGUCGUCCAACAGAAAAAGAAAUCCCAGUUUUCUCUUUUACCCAUUAUUUCUUUUCUUAGAGAAAAGAAAAACAAGCAUGACAUGAGAAAAUGGAUUCACAGUAUCAAGGUCGGAGUUGCUCUCGUCUUGGUUUCUCUUCUCUACUUCCUUGACCCUCUCUACAAGGAAGUUGGAGAUGGUAAUGCCAUGUGGGCUAUAAUGACUGUUGUUGUAAUCUUUGAGUUCUACGCAGGUGCUACACUUGGCAAGGGCUUAAAUCGUGGAAUGGGAACUAUACUAGGUGGUGGAUUGGGAUGUUUAACAGCAACUUUAGCUCAAGAAGUUGGUGGGAUUGGCAAGUCCAUUAUUGUUGGCACUUCUAUGUUAAUAUUUGGUGGAGCAGCAACAUAUUGUAGAUUGACUCCAAGCAUUAAAAUAAGAUACGACUAUGGAGCAAUGAUAUUCAUCCUUACCUUCAGUCUAGUAGCGGUAUCUGGUCUGCGUAUUGACAAGGUCAUUGAUAUAGGGCGUGAAAGGCUGUUGAUGAUAGUUUUGGGUUUUGUCAUCUGCCUUUUCACUAGCUUAUUCAUCUUUCCCAUAUGGGCUAGUGACGAGCUUCAUGAUUCUACCAUCUCCAAAUUCGAUGCCCUUGCCACCUCUAUUCAAGGAUGCUUGGAGGAAUAUUUUAGACUUGACAGUGAAAAGGAAAGUAAGCCAAUCGCCAGCUUCAGCAAAUGCAAAGCGGUUCUCAACUCCAAGUCCAAGGAUGAAUCCUUGGCAAAUUUUGCGAGAUGGGAACCAUGGCAUGGUAAAUUUGGGCUAUCUCACCCUUGGGAGAAGUACCUAAAGAUAGGAGAGGAACUUAGAGAAUUAGCAGCUACCAUUCUUUCACUUAAAGCUUGUCUUGAGUCCCCUAGAGUGCGCUUGCAAACUCUGAGACAAUCGAUCAAAGAACCAUGUGAAGUGGUGGGGUCAUCACUGGCAUCGACUUUAAGGGAGCUUGGAGAAAGCAUCAAGAAAAUGAGAAAAUGCCAGGCGGAAAUACUAAUAGUGCCAAAGUUGAAAUCAGUGAGAAUAGAGCUGAGUAACGUCACAUCUCCUUCCAAGUUGGCACAACUAGAAAAUGCUGAUGGACUAGCAAUAGCAAGCUUCGUGUUCUCUUUGAUAGGCAUGGUGGAGAAGCUGGAAGAAUUGGCGAAGGAGGUAGAAGAACUUGGAGAACUUGCUCAUUUCCAUAGCUAAUUGAAGGGUAACCAUAUAUUUAUAAUAUAUCGCAAAGAACCAUUUGCCAUUUUGGGGCUUUGGUCAGCGUAUAUAUGCAUAUAUGCAUCUGCCUAAGAGAGAAGUUAUUAAAAAAAAAAACAAAAUACCUCUUAAGUGUACUUGAGAAAUUAUCUCGAGAGGGAUCUAGGAGGGCUUAUUAAUUAUGACUUAUGAGUAUUAAAUGGCGAGGAAUAUGCUACAUCAUAUAUGAUGUUGUAUACAUAUCCUGUAAAUUUAA